Messenger RNA from Clunio marinus, 1674 nucleotides. The record is from the annotation of a GenBank genome assembly. NCBI's taxonomy places the organism in Eukaryota, Metazoa, Arthropoda, Insecta, Diptera, Chironomidae.
AUGAAUAUCACAAAACUUAAUGAUUGUGAAAUUUUUGACACGUGGUCGUUUCAACCAGGGAAUUUGCAUAAUUUCCGAUCCGGUGUUGGUCUUUUUGAUCAGUGCAAUGAUUUUGAACAUGAAGAUAUUUUUGGGAAAUACUGCAAUGCUAUUUUCUUAACUCAAAACAUUAAGAAUAAUAAUACUGAACAUAAAACUAUUGGAGAUAUUGAUUUACGUGAAAUUCUCUUCAAAUUUUUCAAUAGUGAUGAUAAGGCGCCAGGAAAAACUUAUAAAAUGGGAAUUUGUGUUCCAAAAUCUUGCUCGUCAAAGGAUUUGUACGAACUUUCUAAGCAAUAUGAUGUCAACAAAAUAGCAACGAUUAAGAGUUUUGAAUGUAUCGAACCUCCUUCAAUGAACUCAUUUGAUGGUUUCGCGUUAUCUGUUCUCCUUCUGAUUAUUUUCUUAAAUGUAGGAAGUACGCUUUGUCAAAUAUUAUUUGAAAAACUUGGAAAACCCUCAAAGUUAUUAUCAAUAUUUUCAAUCAAAACAAACUUUGAACGUCUGAUGAGGAGAAAUGAAUCUAAUUCUGCUAUUGGUUGUAUUGAUGCGCUGAAAGCAUUAUCUGCAUUUUGGAUAAUGUUUGGCCAUCGCUCACAACGUUUUGCUUAUUCCUACGAAGAGAACUCUCAGUGGUGGAGUUAUUUAUUGGAAAAGCUCAUAGGUCGAUAUCAAAAGGGUGUGAUAACAUUCUUUGCCUGCUCUGCAAUAUUGGUAACGAUUUCUCUCUUGAGAGAUUUAAAUUCUAGCAAUUUGCCUCAAUUUCUUGUAUCAGGUCCAGAGAUUGGUGGAUUAAUUUAUAGGACAAAUCUAUGCCGCAAAGGAUGGUUGCCUUAUCUUACUCUUACUCAAAAUUAUUGUAAAGCUUUACAGUACUGCCUUUCCUACACGUGGUACCUAUCUACAGAUUUUCAGCUUUUUUAUUCAACACCACUGAUUGUUUAUUGCAUUUGGAAACUGAAAGCAAAAGCUUUCGUUGUCUUUCCAAUGUUAAUCGUGUUGCUACAAGUAUUCAAAUACUAUAGAAUGUUCAUAUCGGUAGAUGAUAAUAUUAGUCUGUAUGUUUCCACAGAAUAUCGUCUUGGACAGUAUAUGAUAGGAAUUUUGACAGGAUAUAUUAUCUACGAUCGCAAUGAUCUUAAGUUCAGAGCAUCUAAUGUAAAGAUUGCCAUUGCUUGGAUUUUGACAACUUUUUUCUUCUGUGACACAUUUUUCAAUUUUAAAUUACCCAAUAUUUUGCCACUUGAUCGCAUUUACAAAGUUAUCAAAGACGAUCUGUGGUCUUGUUCAAUUUGUUGGAUUGUUUUUGCUUGUCAUUGUCUUAAAUCUGGUGGAAUUUUUCGUUCAUUUCUCUCACAUUAUUCAUGGCAACCACUAUCUAGAAUGUGUUUGAGUAUUUAUUUGGUUCAUUAUCAAUACGUUUUGUUGACUAAAAUAAAUCAAAAGCAAAACAUUUCUUACGGAAAGUGGUGGAAACUUCAUAUUCAAUUGGGAGAUGUUAUGAUGUGUACAAUAAUAAGCGCUGUUUUCCACCUUUUUGUUGAAGCACCAGGAAUUCAAUUGGUGAGCCUCUUAUGGAGACGCCAGAAAAGAAGCUAUCAAAACAUAAAGAAUUUACCUGAAAGCCAUGAAUAA